UAUGCUGUCAUUUGGCCAUUAGGAAAUGGAAAAGCAUCCUUUCUUUAUGCGUAAACCAGUUGAAGGCCAAGAACUCCCACCCUUAGUAGAAGCUUUGCAGCAGUUAAAGUAUGAUCCUGAAGUGAAUUCUCCUAAAGAACUUGCUCUAUCUUAUAAGGAAGAUGGAAAUCAGAACUUAAAACAGCAUAAAUAUCACUGGGCUGUGGAUUCUUAUACAAAAGGUCUGGAGGCAAAAUGUGAUGAUCCAGAAUUAAAUGCUCAACUUUACUGCAAUAGAGCAAAUGCACAUUAUCAUAUAGGAAAUUUCAAAAAAUCGUUGAAAGAUGCUACUGAAGCUCGGAAUUUGAAACCAGAUCACAUUAAAGCAUUUUAUCGAGGUGCUAUGUGUUGCAUGGAACUACAGUUAUAUCAGGAUUGCAUUUCUUGGUGUGUUGAUGGACUAAAACUAGAUGAACAGAACAAGACUCUUCUUGACUUGAAGAAGAAAGCUGAGGAAAAAAAGAAGCUUGAAGAUAUAAGUAAAACAAAAGCACAAGCUGAAGAAUGGGCAAAAGUGAAAGAAAGGAGCACUUUAAAGAAAGAAGUUAAGAAACGGGGAAUUUCUUUAGUUGAGGGAGAUAAAAUUGAUCUCAGUGCCUUACAACCAAUGCAUCCUGCUGUAACCACAGCCAAAGUCAGUUUAGAUGAAAAUAAUCGACUGUCAUGGCCAGUGAUGUUGAUUUACCCUGAAUAUGGUGUAACAGAUUUUAUUAAAUCAUUUCAUGAAGAUACAUGUUUCAGGGACCUCUUUAUUUCUAUGUUUAUGGAUGAUGACCCUCCACCAUGGGAUAUGAAAAGGGAAUAUACACCUGAAAGUAUGCAGGUUUAUUUUAGUGAUGGAGAAGAUACCAUUAUACCCAUAGACAAAGAUCUGCCUCUUAGGUCUGUGUUGACUCAUAAAAUGUACAAAGUACAUGGGGGAAUACCUUCUUUUAUUAUUACAGUAUCAAAUUCAGAAUUUGACGGAUCUUACAGAAAAAAGUACAGAGUAAUAGACUUUUAAAUAUACCUGAAAGUUUAUAUGGCUUUGUAUGAAAAUGUAUUUGAUUGCAAUAUACAUCCACUUUUGUGCUGCUCCUAGGAUUUGACUGCAGUAAUGUAUACAUUUAAGGAUUAAAUAAUAUUUUGCUUUUUGAAUUAAAGUUGUGUUUGCUA
Molecule: messenger RNA, 1194 nt
Organism: Stegodyphus dumicola
Lineage: Eukaryota; Metazoa; Arthropoda; Arachnida; Araneae; Eresidae
Gene: Dpit47
Product: DNA polymerase interacting tpr containing protein of 47kD
Biological process (GO): protein folding
Cellular component (GO): nucleus; cytosol
Molecular function (GO): Hsp70 protein binding; Hsp90 protein binding
Source: RefSeq, a predicted model, not a curated record